AUGGGUGUUAGUAAGAAACCGGAAGAAACAUCAGGGAGUGGGGAAGAAACAGUAGUGAAUGCUGGAGAAAUGGAAGAGAGAUAUAUAGAAACAGAAGAGAUUGCACCUAAUACUUGCGAUGAACCUCAAAUUUUAGCAAAUGACCUUGAAAAUUGCCAACCCUACGAUGAACAACGUUAA
This is a messenger RNA of Diversispora eburnea, 180 nucleotides long. The record is from the annotation of a GenBank genome assembly. NCBI's taxonomy places the organism in Eukaryota, Fungi, Glomeromycota, Glomeromycetes, Diversisporales, Diversisporaceae.